AUGCUUUGGCAAAGGACGCUUGCCGCCUCUUUCCUGGCGACAGGGGCGCAAGCGGGGAUUGGGAGCCUCAUCGCGGAAGGGUUUUCACGCAACAGCGAGGGGGUAGAGAGGAGGUUGGAAGAGGUGGCAAAGGCAAACCUCAGGGCCAGGGGGUACUUGGACACGAGGCAAUCCGAAGGACUGGGCAGCGACGAACCACUCGUACCACUCAAUGGUGAUGGGUCCCUCGACCUGGACGCGUGGAACACCGCGGCAAACGCGGCAUGCCGGGACGCAUUAAAGGGCGUCGAGGUAGCCAGCAAUCCGUCGGGCACCUGUGUUUGCUACAACCUACCGCUACUCAACAACGCGACGGGGGCCUUCGAAGCCGAUCUGAGGUUAUUCCAGCUGAGCGAACCGAGAGGCGAAUUCGAAGGGAUACCGCAAGCCCAGAUUGAGGUCGAGCUCAGCUACAAUGGCGCCUCGGUCUCGGAAGUCACCCAGCAGCCGGUGAGGCGUGUCAAAGUCAGGCAGGAAAAUACCGAAGACAAUACCGAGGAAGCCCCGCUGCUGCAGUCGUACUUGUUCAUCGGACAAGUCGACAAGGACCGGAUGACAGGUGAAGUCAUGUCAGACAUGGGACAAGUUCAAGCACUCGUCAUGCCCAUCGUCACGCUUAAAGCUACCAACGGUAACGGCCAGUCCGUCACCACCGUCGUGUCGUCCAACGAAGCCGCGUUCGUAGCCGGAGAGUUCUCCAAGGACGACAUGAUAAGCAACUACCGCAUGGCCGAGCUCGCAGUCGAGGCCGAACUAGCCGCCCUCAAAAAUGGCACAGUCGCCUUCGUGCUCCCUGGCAUUCAACUCAUGAUCUUCCCCAUCGGUCUCGUCAUCACUAGUGUUUGGCUGGUUCUGGGGCUCGCUGCCUACGGGAUGGGGACGUACGCUCGGUACAACUUCAGGGAAGCGCACAGGAGGAGGAUGGCCGUGGCCAACAAGAGCGGGAUGUCGAGGAUUUAA
Molecule: messenger RNA, 999 nt
Organism: Chaetomium fimeti
Lineage: Eukaryota; Fungi; Ascomycota; Sordariomycetes; Sordariales; Chaetomiaceae
Exons: 2
Coding region: 1-999 (332 amino acids)
Source: RefSeq, a predicted model, not a curated record